Gossypium raimondii (Peruvian cotton) is the source of this 1487-nucleotide messenger RNA. RefSeq names its product transcription factor bHLH110. Gene Ontology annotation, biological process: regulation of transcription by RNA polymerase II. Gene Ontology annotation, cellular component: nucleus. Gene Ontology annotation, molecular function: DNA-binding transcription factor activity, RNA polymerase II-specific; protein dimerization activity; RNA polymerase II cis-regulatory region sequence-specific DNA binding. The coding region runs from base 323 to 1399 and encodes 358 amino acids. Lineage: Eukaryota; Viridiplantae; Streptophyta; Magnoliopsida; Malvales; Malvaceae. The transcript is spliced from 6 exons. The record is from RefSeq and is a predicted model, not a curated record.
AAAGAGCUCUUUCAAAUAGAAUUUUCCUCUUUCAGAGUUUAGUCCCUUCCUUUGAGCAUCUCACUGCAAUUUCAUCCAUGUGAUGGUGAAGACAAAAAUAGAAGCUUAAAAUCCAAUAUUACAUACACUACACAUAUAUAUAUAACAGCUAUAGGGUACUUCACUAGCAAGCUAAAGCUGCUUAAAGUUCCUUGUGCAACCUCAAGUGAAUGAGAGUUUUUGCAGUUGCAGGGAAGGGAAAAUCGAGGGAGCAAGCAAAGCGGUUGAAGGCUAAACCGGUUUACCGAAUCUUACUUUCGAGUGACAAGUUUUUGAAGCCACUAUGGAGUAUACAAAUCUCCAUUCUCAAUCUAAGGUUGAAGAACAGUAUGUUAAGUAUACUUCUCUAUUAACUCAAACCGGCCAUCGAAUAUCCACCGUGGAUGAAUGGAAGCCCGACCUGUUACCGAAUAUUGGUAGCAGAUACCAUAGGAAUCCGGUUCAAACCGUCCUGAAAUCGAAGGAUCUAUGGCCCUUGAUGAAUGAGGAUAGUUCCUUCAACCAACAAUCUGCUGCCAAUGAGUUUCUACUUGCGAAUAUCAAAGAUGAGAUGUCGGAUUCGUUCCCCAAACUGAGUGAGAUGAUGUACUGCAACACUAGCACAGAGGACUCAUAUUUACUAUCUAAAAAACCGGAAUCAGGUGGUCAAGAUCUAGGAGGAAACAUAUGGUACAGCAACAUGACUGAGCGGCAGCUCUCAACCAGAGACUUGUACAGUAAUGCUAAUGAUCAGUACAUAUAUGAUUUCAAUCAUAUCUUUCCAGGUAUUUCUACCUCGGGAAUGUGUUCGACAUUGUUUUCGAGCUCUUUGGACUUGAACUUGAAAUCAUUCAAUCUUUUGGCCUCAACAUAUGGUGGUGGGAGUUGCUGCAAUCAAACCAGAAAUGCAUUUAUAGGCCAUAAUCACAGAACAGAAAGCAAUAACAGUCCAUCCACAAGCUCAAAAGUAUCAAUCACAAGCACAAAGAGACCUGUUAGCUUUUCUGAUACAAAGGAACCCCAUAUAGAUGCUAAGAAGCACCGGUCCUCGACGGCACGAUCCCCAUGCCCGACAUUAAAGGUUAGAAAAGAGAAACUAGGAGACAGGGUUGCAGCACUUCAAAAGUUAGUGGCACCAUUUGGCAAGACAGAUACAGCCUCUGUGUUAACAGAAGCCAUUGGAUACAUACAAUUCUUACAUGAUCAAGUUGAGACAUUGAGUGUACCAUUUAUGAAAUCAUCACAAAGCAAGCUUUAUAGAACAAUGCAAAUGGGCUUGAAAGAAGAAGAGCAGAAGCCUGAUCUUAGAAGUAGAGGAUUAUGCCUCGUGCCGGAGUCUUUCGCGGAAUAUUUUAUUAAUCAUUGCUUUAAUGGCAUUUAGAGAUAUGCAGUUGUACGCUAAAAGAUACAUUUGUAUGCUUCUCUUUAUAGAACAUUGAAAUAUGAAGUUCCAGAGAUAUUAUAGAUAA